AUGACUGCAUUGCUGCGGAAGCAAUGUUUUGCAGGUCUAGCGUCUCCUCGCAUUGGUGCUGUGCCUGAUUGCAAAACGUCCCAGCAGCAAGGCAAGACCAGCGGAUGUGCAGAGCUACGCCUGCCUCGAAUGAGGCCCAUCCAUGGCUUCAGUGAGCACCGGCCACACGGAAGCGAGGCUCGUCUGUGGAGGAUGGGAGGAUCAACUUGGCUGAGCGCAGCGCGGGCUAGAGGUGCUGUCAGCAAGGUGUUCUCUGGUGCGCACUCGAGCCUCCUUGCUUCGCGUGUGAGAAGCAGCAGAGGCUUCAAGGUGUUGGGAACGCAAUGA
Ceraceosorus bombacis is the source of this 327-nucleotide messenger RNA. The record is from the annotation of a GenBank genome assembly. Lineage: Eukaryota; Fungi; Basidiomycota; Exobasidiomycetes; Ceraceosorales; Ceraceosoraceae.